Molecule: messenger RNA, 2160 nt
Organism: Antechinus flavipes (yellow-footed antechinus)
Lineage: Eukaryota; Metazoa; Chordata; Mammalia; Dasyuromorphia; Dasyuridae
Gene: LIN7A
Product: lin-7 homolog A, crumbs cell polarity complex component
Exons: 6
Coding region: 1001-1666 (221 amino acids)
Biological process (GO): protein localization to basolateral plasma membrane; maintenance of epithelial cell apical/basal polarity; neurotransmitter secretion
Cellular component (GO): MPP7-DLG1-LIN7 complex; synapse; basolateral plasma membrane
Molecular function (GO): L27 domain binding
Source: RefSeq, a predicted model, not a curated record
GAGAGAAGGGCCACCAAUAGUGGACUCAGAUGGGUCAUUAAAUGAAAACAAAUGGAAUAGCUAUUGUUCUAAAUCAGGGUGUUACGUAAAGAUAAAAUUAAAUAACAUGGAAAACACUUUACAAACCUAAUGGGCUAUAUAAAAAAGUUAGCUGCUUUUGUUCUUCUUUAAAUAGGCCUUAUUCCCCUUUAAUUGAAAGGUAUAGACUUCUCUUUCUAUUUUGUCUUCACUUUCCCUUGACUUUUGUCUUUUGAGAACAGACAUUCCACAAAAGUAAAUUGUUUCCAAAGAAAAAUGCUCCUUAGUUUUAGAACAUGACACUUUUAGAUGGAGUAACCUUAAGUCGGUUACCUGUAAUAUCCAUAUAAGUAAACAUUCCAAAAUUCUAUUUUAAACAGAAACUUAUAGAGGGGAUUCGGAAACAUCAAUAUUGUUGUCCAUGCCAUUAUCUCUAAUUAAUCAAACAGAUCUUUAAAACAGGAGAGGUUCGAAGAGGGAAAAGGGAAGAAGGGACAUUAUUGUUUUGUUUUUGUUUAUUCUCCAAGUGGCAGAGAAGCAGCAGCAAUUUACUAAUUCAGGACAAUUUCUUAUCUUGGCCAAGCCCUUCGAAUGUGGAUCUAACCGGAGAGUUUAAGGAAAGGGCCAGAUGGAAGUGACUGUUGGGAGCUUCCCUGAAACCGAAAAGCAAAGUUGUGGGGCUUUAUAGCUCCGUGCUGAUGUGGGGAAUACCUGUUCUGCUCCGCUCCUGGCUGCUCCCACUGCUUGGAAGGGGCUGUGCACAUCACCUAGCAGUCAGUCGCUUUCCCAUCUGUCUUCUAACCCACCCCAGACUCAUCUCUCCUCCUCCACCCCAGCACCUCCUCAUCGCCCCUCCUCCGGUUCCUCUGCCUGCCUUCUAGUCUCCCCUCCCCCGCCCCCGCCCCCCAUCCCCUCCUCUUUUUCUCACUAUAGGCAGCCGCGGCUGCCUGGGCUGAGAGUCAUUUGAGCUCCCACCGCAGACAUGGCGACGUUGACAGUGGUCCAGCCGCUCACACUGGACAGAGAUGUUGCAAGAGCAAUUGAGUUAUUGGAGAAACUACAAGAAUCUGGAGAGGUACCAGUUCAAAAGCUACAGUCCCUCAAAAAAGUUCUGCAGAGUGAGUUUUGUACAGCUAUUCGCGAGGUGUAUCAAUAUAUGCAUGAAACCAUAACAGUGAAUGGGUGCCCAGAGUUCCGUGCCAGGGCCACUGCAAAGGCAACAGUUGCAGCUUUUGCAGCUAGUGAAGGUCAUUCCCAUCCUCGAGUAGUGGAACUACCCAAGACUGAUGAGGGCCUUGGCUUUAAUGUGAUGGGAGGAAAGGAGCAAAACUCCCCCAUUUAUAUCUCUCGCAUCAUUCCCGGAGGGGUAGCCGAAAGACAUGGAGGCCUCAAAAGGGGAGACCAGCUGCUGUCAGUGAAUGGAGUGAGUGUGGAAGGGGAACAUCACGAGAAGGCGGUGGAACUGCUCAAAGCAGCUAAGGAAAGUGUCAAACUGGUGGUCCGCUACACACCCAAAGUGCUAGAAGAGAUGGAGGCUCGCUUUGAGAAACUCCGGACUGCUAGGCGCCGACAGCAACAGCAGCUGCUGAUUCAGCAGCAACAGCAACAGCAGCAGCAGCAGCAGACACAGCAAAACCACAUGUCCUAGGCUGUAUUGCAAAUCCUUUAUAUAAAUCCCUUGGGAAACAGGAGUUUCUAGAAGAAAGAAAGUGAAAAGAAGAAAAGGAAAGGAAGAGGAAGGGAAGAAGAGAGGAGAGGAGAGGGAAAGAAAGAGGAAAGGGAAAAGGAAAGGAAGAAAAGGAAAAAAGGAAAGAAAAGAAAUGGAAAAGAAAGGAGAAAAGAGGAAAAUGAUUCAUAUUGAGUUUCUAUUCUAUGUUGAAGAAAUUUAAAAUCCAACAUUUUAUGAGAAUCUAUGCAAAAGGUGAGUAAGCCAUCUGGUAGCUCCACUGUUUCCAUUUUAGAAAAUAAAAACUCAGUAGGUCCUAAGGUUAGAGAGUUCCAUAAGUACUUCACUUCUCCAAGAAACUUUUGAAUCUUAUUUCAAUGUACUUUUUCAAAAACAUCUAUGAGAGAGGGUAACAGUAAAGAGUGUUCUGAUAUUGCCAGAAUGAAACACAUGGAUAUAUAUAGAUAUAUAUAUAU